GUCACGGGCGAAGUUUUUGUCCGACAAAAAAUCAUUAAUGCAUUAAUGUAGUAUGUCCCUUUUAUUUAGCUCUUUAUUUAAUUUGGUUUUAAACAUUGCGAUAUUAUAUUUUAAGGCUUUCAGCUAUUAAGUUAUAUAUAUGCCUAAUAUAAUUUUCCUUAAUAGGGCAGUUUUACCACUUCUCGUUUGUAUUGCAUGUCCAUAUCUAGUGUUUCUCACGUUCGCAUUCGAUCUUAGUGGAAGCAGUUCCGGAUUAGAUUUAACAAAAACUGCCACUUUGUAAAUAUAUAAGCUUGCAAGUGUCAGUAUAUUUAAUUCGUUGAAAUAAAGUUUGCAUGAAUCAUCUAUUUGUAGGCCACAUAUGGCACUUUUUUGCUCUCUAAAUACGAGUAGUUUGUUUGUUGAGUUACCCCAGAAUAUUAUUGCAUAUCUUAAAAUAGAUUCGAUAUAUCCACGAUACGCUAGUUAUAUUAUCCACUAGUUAUAGUAUAUAUUAUCCACUAGUAAAACAAUAUUUCGGUCAGAAGUUGGCGACAUUUUUCUAAGAGCAAAUACGAAAUUUCCAUAAAGUCUCAGUGUGCGGUUUCCAAUUGAUGUGACUGUCUAUUUCUAAACCUUAGAACUUUGUAACCUUUACAUCUUCAAUAUUUUCAUUAUUAUAAUUUAUAUUAAUAUUCAUUGCAUUCGAACGAGGUUGAAACUGCAUUAUUUUAGUUUUUUUAUAGUGUUGAUCUUUAAUCGCUCACGUGUACGUAAAUUACUUAUUAUAUAUUCCGCUUGCGCUAAUAUGGGAGUGCAAGCGAUGCAUAGAAGUUAAGCUAAUAUGUCAAUUUCAAAACUGGUGCUAGCGGUACAGGUUGUCAUCUAAAGCGAGGUUCAGACUAACAAUUUGCAUGCAAUUUUCAUUACAUUGCGGUAUCUGAUUAAACUUUUGAAUGCAGUUUACUUUAGUAGUGGGCAAUGUAACGCAAAUUCUUGCUAGUCUAAGCCUCGCUUAAGACGUGACCAGUAAUUAAGAUACAAAGCCUUGUUUUAAUGUAUUCAAUUGCAAUUUAUCGGACCGACAUCUUUUUAACUAGGGAACAAUUUUAUGAAAUAUUUUUUUAUUUGUAUUUUUUUAAGUAGGUAGUCACAAUAGUACUAUAUAAAUUAUAAAUAGAAAUAGAUAAAGAACAAAAAAAGACGAACUUUCAAAACCAGAUACUUUGGGACGGGUACCGCCGUGGCCGGGUGGUCUAAUGGUCGGGAAGUUAGCACCGUAAGUUGCAGACGCGGGUUUGAUUCCCGCCUCGGCCACCGGUGGACUUAGUCACUAGAGUGCUCACUCCAUACAUCAGUUUUUGUACAAAAACGCUAAUUAUUUUGAUAGUAGACAUCUAGCAUCGAGUAGCGGAAUUAUCAGUAGCGCUACUUGACACUAGAUGUCUCGGGUGUCGCGACCGACGAAAAUUGUAUUUCCCAACCAUUUGCAACUAAUAUUACAAGCAGAAGAAGUUGAAAAUUAAGCUUCGAUUAAUCCGGUUAUAAUAUUGGAUGAAAAUUGAUGAGCAUUAGACUUUUCGUUCAUCGCAACAUUUAUUGUUAAAUAGCAGUAAUGAUUAUACCGCUACUCGAUUAGACUGCUCCCGUUGCUUGUUUUCCAUAUAAUUCAGUACCGGAACCGGGAAUUCCCGGAUAAUUCCCGGUUAUCGCCAUACUAGACUUUUCGUUCAUCGCGACAUCUAUUGUCAAGUACCAGUACUGAUUAUACCGCUACUCGAUUAGACUGCUCCCGUUGCUUGUUUUCCAUACAAAAUCAGUACCGGAACAGGGAAUUCCCGGAUAAUUCCCGGUUAUCGCUAUACAAAUUCAGUACCGGGAGCAGUACCUAUACUCGAUGCUAGAUGUCGACUAGGAAAAUAACGCAAAUUCGCCUUUUCAUGUAAACGUAGUCCUCAUAUUCUUCUGAAUAUUAACAUUAUUGAAAAUAUUUUGACAUAAUUUGUAUUAUAUCCACCACAGCUGUGUACAACGUUUGAUUUUUUUCUAAUUUUUAAUUAUUUACUGAGCAUUUCAAAUUUUAUUAUAAAAACUGUUUUUCGCUCCUAAUUUUUACAAUAAUCAAAAAAUCUAAAAAAAAUCAAACUUAGGGACAUAGCUACUGUUAAUAUAUAUGUCAAUAUCCACAGAGGAAAAUGGGGACUACGUUUGUAUGGAGACGGCCGAUCCCCUAUCCUCUAAAUGAUAAUUGAAUUGUGCAAAGCCUAUAAAUAAAUAAAAAAAUACAACUUGAGCUUCAUAGUGGCCUCUAGUGGCCAGUUUGAAUGUACCAGCCGUAAAAGUGGCAUAGCGAAUUUAUUAAUGAAUUCAUUCAUAAUUUCUCCAUGCAAUUUCGCAGCUCACUGUACCGAAACAUGAGGUUAACGGGAAAUACGAAAAGUGGCAAUCAGGAGAUACGAUCCAAGAACAAACAAAUGGUUCCUCUGCGCCAGACCGUACCAGGGUCUAACACUCCUCGGCCUGUAUCUCAUGUUUGUACUCAAAUGGGGCCCGGCCUAUAUGAAGAACCGGCCCGCUUACAAUUUGGAAAAGGUCCUUAUUAUGUACAAUGCGUUACAGGUGUUAAUAUGUGCACGGAUAUUUAUAGGGUCUCUAAUCUACGCCUGGGCGUUCGAUUACAAAUGGCUGUGUGAGCCCGUAGACUACUCAACAGAUGAGAAGGCGAUGCGUGUGGCUCGAUACGUGUACUACUACUUCCUUGUCAAGAUUCUGGACCUGGCGGAUACCGUAUUCUUCGUGCUCCGUAAGAAGAACAGCCACGUAUCCUUCUUGCACGUCUACCAUCACACAGGCAUGGUUAUGUUGACAUGGGGCGCUGCUACAUACUUCCCAGGGGGCCACGGAACAUUAAUUGGCGUGAUCAACUCAUUCGUCCACGUGAUCAUGUACGGGUACUAUCUGCUGACCGUGGCCAUGCCGAGCAUGAAGGAAUCCAUGUGGUGGAAGAAAUACAUCACGCAAAUGCAAAUUUUGCAGUUCCUGAUGAUCGUAGUUCACAUGGCGACCCUGGUCUGGAAGACCGACUGCGCCUACCCCCGCUGGAUAGCAGCUGUAUUCCUACCCCAAAACCUCUUCAUGCUCAUAUUGUUCAUAGACUUUUACAUAAAAGCUUACAUCAAGCCUAAGAAGGCCAAACUAAACGGUCUGCAAAAUAGACACAAUGGUCUCCAAAAUGGUCACAGUAAUGGUGUUCAUCUCAAAAAUGGAAAAAACGGUGUUCAUAAAAAGAUAGAGUAGAUUUAAUUAAAUUUAGAAGUUAGACUAAUUUAGUUAAAUAUUAAGUUCCUGUAUUUUUAGAUUAUAGUUAUAGCUACUUGUAUAGCCCCUCCAGACUAUAUGCGUGAAUCGCGGUGCGACCUCGUGAGUAGAACAUAUCUCGACGUUGACGUACGACUCCAUUACUCGCAGAACUUCACGGCAAGAUGGUUCCAAAGCAUCAGCUGAUCGAAAUUAACUGUGAAUUAGCUACGGCAGCAAUGUAAUUGUUAUGUGCUGUAACAAUUUUUCCAUUUUGUUUUCUUAUAAAUCUUCGAAAAUUUAGAUACUUUAUCUUGUAGCAGAUAAGCC
Molecule: messenger RNA, 3606 nt
Organism: Cydia pomonella (codling moth)
Lineage: Eukaryota; Metazoa; Arthropoda; Insecta; Lepidoptera; Tortricidae
Product: elongation of very long chain fatty acids protein 7-like
Exons: 6
Coding region: 2509-3276 (255 amino acids)
Biological process (GO): sphingolipid biosynthetic process; fatty acid elongation, monounsaturated fatty acid; fatty acid elongation, saturated fatty acid
Cellular component (GO): endoplasmic reticulum membrane
Molecular function (GO): fatty acid elongase activity
Source: RefSeq, a predicted model, not a curated record